UAUUACACUGGUAAAUCAAAUAGGGAAAUAUAAAUAUCGUACAAGAGAUAUAACUUUCUUCAGUGAAGAGGGCUAAUUCUUCCUCUCCGAGGAACCAAAGCUGCAAAGGAACUCAAGAAAAAGAAAAAUUGUGAAUUUUUCUAAGUCAACAGAAGGAGAUGAAAAACGGAGCUAUUGUAAUGAAGAUGGCUCGAGUCAUGACUCAGGUUUUCGUUCUGAUAUUUCUUCUUCAAGGUGUUCAUUCCCGAACGUCACGAAACAAAUCGAAUAUCGCUAAACCGGGACAAAACCUCGCAUCUCCCCCGGUUACGCUUAAGAAAAUUGGCCUUAACCAAGUUGUCGUUGAUAAUGGUAUCAUCCAAGUCACCUUCUCGAAUCCAUCAGGCUUAAUAACUGGAAUCAAGUAUAAUGGUUUUAACAAUGUGUUGAACGAUAAAAUCGAGGAUCGCGGGUAUUGGGAUGUAGUAUGGUAUGAACCAGAAAAAAACCCGCAAACAGAUUUUUUAAAAGGAGAAAAAAUCGAUAUUAUAAAUCAAACAAGUGAGCAUGUCGAAAUUUCAUUUUCAAGAACAUGGACAAUGGCUCGACGUGGCUCGAUAGCCCCAUUAAACGUUGAUAAAAGAUAUAUUAUUCGACGCGGUGUAUCUGGAGUGUAUAUGUACGCUGUGUUAGAGAGGUUAAAAGGCUGGCCGCAAGUGGAGAUGGACCAAACUAGAAUUGUCUUCAAGCUUGACACAACAAAAUUCGAUUUUAUGGCUAUAUCAGAUAAUCGGCAGAAAGUUAUGCCUUCUGAUGCAGAUCGAAAUAUCAACAAUGGCACUGCCGCUCCAUUGGCUUACAAGGAAGCGGUUCGGUUGAUGAAUCCACAAAAUCACACGCUUAAAGGGCAGGUUGACGAUAAGUAUAUGUACUCGAUGGAAAGCAAGGACAACAAAGUACAUGGUUGGAUCUCUUCUGACCAACGUGUCGGCUUCUGGAUGAUUACUCCCAGCGAUGAGUUCCGUGCUUGUGGGCCCGUCAAACAAGAUCUCACUUCUCAUGUUGGACCCACCGUACUUUCUAUGUUUACAAGUGUACAUUACGUGGGAAAAGAAAUGAAUACAGCUUAUGCAAGCAGUGAGCCGUGGAAGAAAAUGUUCGGUCCUGUUUUUGUUUAUCUCAAUUCUCCCUCCUCUAGUGAUCCCCUUUGGACGGAUGCUAAACGACAGAUGGCUGCCGAGGUUCAAAGCUGGCCUUAUGACUUCGUGAAGUCAGUUGAUUACCCUCUUCACCACCGAAGAGGAACAGUCGAGGGUCAACUAAUUGUCACGGACAGUUACAAAAGCAAGUCGAAGUUAUACGGGGAGUUUGCUUUUGUGGGUUUAGCACUACCUGGUCAAGCUGGUUCAUGGCAAACCGAAAACAAGGGAUAUCAAUUUUGGACACGAGCAGACAAAAGGGGGAGGUUCGCAAUAGCGAAUGUGAGACCAGGAAGUUAUAGCCUCUACGCAUGGGUUGUCGGAUUUAUUGGAGAUUAUAAAUACGAGCGCGACAUUAUCAUCACACCAGGCAAGGAGAUAAACGUAGGACCAAUAGUGUACGACCCGCCAAGAAAUGGUCCGACGCUGUGGGAAAUCGGGGUACCGGAUCGGACCGCAGCAGAAUUCAAUAUUCCAGAUCCGGAUCCAACCCUUUUGACCAAACUCUAUCUUAGUAAUGCAAAUCCUUCUCAAGACAGAUUUAGACAAUAUGGUCUAUGGAAUCGUUACAGUGUUUUGUAUCCUCGAAAAGAUCUUGUUUUUACUGCUGGAGUAAGUGACUAUAAAAAAGAUUGGUUCUAUGCACAUGUCAACAGAUAUUCUGGAAAAGAGAAAUAUCAAGCAACGACAUGGAAAAUAGUGUUUAAUUUAAAAACAAUGAUUAAAACAGGAAAUUACACACUUCGAAUGGCUUUGGCUGCAGCCACGAAUGCGGAUUUAUUUGUUCGGGUUAACAAAGCUAAUUCCAAUCCUAUUUUCACGAGCGGGUUAAUAGGUCGGGAUAACGCGAUCGCUAGGCAUGGAAUUCAUGGUCUAUACAGAUUGUACAAUAUCGAUGUUCAAAGAAAGUUGCUUAGGGUUGGUGAUAAUACAUUUUUUCUUACUCAAAAUCGGAAUACUAGUUUGUUUACUGGUGUUAUGUACGACUAUCUUCGUUUGGAAGGUCCAUAUUAAGUAUAAUUAAUAAAUUAAUAAAAGAUGAGUGAA
Brassica rapa (field mustard) is the source of this 2225-nucleotide messenger RNA. Its product is annotated as probable rhamnogalacturonate lyase B. The record is from RefSeq and is a predicted model, not a curated record. Gene Ontology annotation, biological process: carbohydrate metabolic process. Gene Ontology annotation, molecular function: carbohydrate binding; catalytic activity. NCBI's taxonomy places the organism in Eukaryota, Viridiplantae, Streptophyta, Magnoliopsida, Brassicales, Brassicaceae.